AUGGGACGCGGCGGAAAACGCGGACGCGGACGAGGCCGCGGUGCACGGUCGAACGGGCCGUCGCGGCCGGACGACGGGCAAGCGAACCGGACAGACGUCCUGGGCGCGCACGAGAUGCACAACAAGCGCUUCGAAUCCUACUACACCCGCCAAAACCUCGUAUCUACUCCCGAAGAAUGGAGCAAGCUACUUGAAGCAGCACGUGCGCCAUUGCCCACGACGUUCCGGAUCGCCGCAGGUCGCGAGACGGCACAGGUUCUCAAGGACGCGAUCGAGAAGACGUAUGUCCCUCAUCUGCAGGGCGUCGUGUUUGAAGGCGAAGCCGUCGACCCGCCCACGCAGCUCUCCUGGUAUCCCGGCGGCCUGGGCUGGCAGUUCAACGUCGCCAAAAAGGUUCUUCGGAGGUCACCCGAGUUCAAGCGCUUCCACAGCUUCCUCGUCUACGAGACCGAGGUCGGGAAUAUAACGCGCCAAGAGGCCGUGUCGAUGUUGCCCCCUCUGUUCUUGGACGUGCAGCCUCAUCACAAGGUCAUGGACAUGUGCGCCGCUCCGGGAUCAAAGACAUCGCAGCUACUCGAGUUCCUGCACGCGUCGGCCGAGCCGGGCGCACAGAGCAUCCCUCCCGGUCUACUGGUCGCGAACGACAGCGACUACAAGCGCGCCCAGCUGCUCAUCCACCAGUCCGCGCGCCUACCCUCGCCCGCGUUCCUCGUGACGAACAUGGACGCGUCCAACUACCCCACCCUCUCCCUCGGCACAUCCGCCGCCGCAUCUACCUCUACUGCGACCAAAAAGCCGAAGAUGAAGGGUCUUCCCGCGAACACUACACCUCUCCUGUUCGACCGCAUCCUCUGCGAUGUACCGUGUUCCGGCGACGGUACACUGAGGAAGAACGUGGGUAUAUGGAAGACGUGGAACCCGAUGGACGGCAAUGGCUUGCAUGGGCUGCAGACGAGGAUAUUGACGCGUGCGAUGCGGAUGCUGGAACAGGGCGGACGGGUCGUGUAUUCGACGUGCUCGUUGAACCCGGUCGAGAACGAGGCUGUCAUCGCAGAGGCGUUGAAGACUGUAAAGGGCUUCGAGCUCUUAGACGUCUCCUCCCACCUCCCUACCCUCCACCGCGCGUCCGGCCUCCACACAUGGGUACCCGCAACAGACAAGCACCUAACCUUCCACGAAACCUACGCCUCCUACAUCGACUCUCUCCCCGAAGACAAACGUUCAACGGCGAAGAUGAUGAAGAGCCACUGGCCGCCGAGUUCUGAAGAGGUCGAGAGCCUGCAUCUGGAGAGGUGUAUGCGGGUGUACCCGCAUUUGCAGGACACAGGAGGCUUCUUCGUCGCCGUUCUUGAGAGGAAAGCGAGGGUCAGGAAGGAGGGCGCCGCGAAGGAGGGCAAGAGGGCUGCUGAGGAUGAUGGUGCUGGUGCCGAGCCGGCGGGCAAGAAGCCGAGGCUGGACGCGGACACGACCGGUGCAGAUGCGCCGGCUGCUACUGCCGCUCCCGCAGGCGAGGAAGCUGUCGCUGCGGAAGGUGUAGCGGUUGAGGAGGAUGUAGCGGAUGACAAGGAGAAAGAGCCGACGCCGCCCGCUCUGGAUGGUAGCUUCAAGGAAAUGCCAUAUACGUAUCUCGCGCCAGACGAGCCACUUGUUGACGCAGCUAUCACCGCCGCACACCUCCUCCCCACCUUCCCCCGGAACAACCUCCUCACGCGCAACCCCGGCGGCGAACCCGCGCGCUCCCUCUACCUCACCAACGACCUCGUCCGCCGCGUAGUCGACAACAACGACUUUGCGCGCAUACGGCUCAUGGCAGCGGGCACGCGAAUCUUCACCAGGCAAGAGGGCGGCUUCGGUGCGAAGGGCGAGAAAGCGCUGGCCAGGGAAGCCGCCGACGGAGAAAAGGAGAAGGAGGCGCUGAAGAAGGGCGAGCGGCCGUCGGUGUGGAGGUUGCUGAGCGAGGGAUUGCCGGCCGUGCUGCCCUUCGCUGAUCCUGCGGCUAUCAUCAAGGCGGAUGCGGACGCGCUGAGGGUGCUCAUUGCGGAGUAUUAUCCGCUUUUGUCGUCGUUUGCGCCGGAGUACAAGGCGGUGCUCGAGAGCAAAGCUCUCGGCAGCCAUGUCUCCCGCUUUCACAUCCCGCCCUCAUCCACACACGACCGCGAGCUCCAGCUCUGCCUCCCCAUCUGGCGCAGCGCGAACAGCGCGAGCCUCAUGAUCGACAAGAAGGCCAAGAGCGCGCUGAGCUUGAGGGUGUUUGGCGAGGACGUGAGCGUCGCGGGCAGGGAGGCCGCACAGAAGCUGAAGGAGGCGAGGGAGAAGAAGGAGGCGGAUAGUGCCAGCGCGGUUGCGUCUGGUGCGGCGACGCCGGCUGUGGAGGGCGAGGCGGCGGAGGUGGGCGCGGUUAUGUCUGCUGUGGCGGAGGGCGCGGCUGUUGGGCAGGAUGUUGAGAUGAAAGAGUAG
Molecule: messenger RNA, 2457 nt
Organism: Peniophora sp. CBMAI 1063
Lineage: Eukaryota; Fungi; Basidiomycota; Agaricomycetes; Russulales; Peniophoraceae
Source: the annotation of a GenBank genome assembly